UUUUAUUCAUAUAAAUUCAAAAAUUCAGGUUUACGAACACAAGUUAUAUAUGAUAUUAAUGAAUUUGCAGUUAAUUUGGAAAAUAAAUUAAAUGAAAAUGAUUGCAUAGCAUUUGAUGGUGGUUACUACUACUAUAUUGAAAAAUUUAUAGAAAAUUGUGAUAGAAAAAGAAAUGAUAAA
Zychaea mexicana is the source of this 180-nucleotide messenger RNA. RefSeq lists its product as uncharacterized. NCBI's taxonomy places the organism in Eukaryota, Fungi, Mucoromycota, Mucoromycetes, Mucorales, Lichtheimiaceae. The annotation marks the transcript as partial. The record is from RefSeq and is a predicted model, not a curated record. The transcript is spliced from 2 exons.